Messenger RNA from Pochonia chlamydosporia 170, 1398 nucleotides. RefSeq names its product CRAL/TRIO domain-containing protein. The transcript is spliced from 3 exons. NCBI's taxonomy places the organism in Eukaryota, Fungi, Ascomycota, Sordariomycetes, Hypocreales, Clavicipitaceae. The coding region runs from base 1 to 1398 and encodes 465 amino acids. The record is from RefSeq and is a predicted model, not a curated record.
AUGUCCGGCACCAUUUCUCCUGGGCACCUGGGCAACUUGACAGUGGAACAGGAAGACAAGCUUCGUAAACUCUGGAGUGCAGUGUUCAGGGUAUGCGGCGUUGCUGGUGAGAACGAUACAGAUUCACUACCUGCGAACUAUGGAAAAUCGGAUGUUGAAUCCGAGGCUCCGAAGAAAAGGCGCGGUUUCAGUUUCUUUAGAAAUGUCUCCCAGCCGGGAUCGGCUCUCCCAAGCGGCAACAGCGCUACUGACUCAGCAGACGAAGACAAGUAUGGGUUGACCAAGCAGUAUCACGAAAUCUUAGCCAGCCAGAGGCCUGAGGAUAUCCGAGAGACUAUGUGGGCAAUGAUGAAGCACGAUCAUCCUGAUGCAUUGCUUUUACGCUUCCUGCGAGCUCGUAAGUGGGACGUGGAAAAAGCUCUGGUCAUGCUGAUAUCUGCCAUGAAUUGGAGACACAGCAAGAUGCAAGUUGACCCCGACAUCAUGUGGAACGGAGAGGCUGGUGCGGCUACUGAUGAGAAGGCCGGCAAUGAGAAGGCGAGGAAACUAGGUCACGAUUUUUUGAAGCAAAGCCGAAUGGGCAAAAGUUUCUUACACGGUACUGAUAAGGAAGGCCGGCCAAUUUGUGUGGUUAGAGUGCGUCUACACAAGGCCAGUGACCAAUCUCCCGAGAGCUUGGAGAGGUAUACGGUGUUUAUUAUCGAAACCGCGCGUCUGGCGCUGAAAGCACCCAUUGAUACAGCGAACAUCAUUUUUGAUAUGACUGGGUUUACUUUGGCAAAUAUGGACUAUCACCCCGUCAAGUUUAUGAUACAGUGCUUUGAAGCGAACUAUCCCGAGUCUCUCGGCGUCGUUCUCGUACAUAAUGCGCCGUGGGUGUUUCAAGGCAUCUGGAAGAUCAUACGUGGCUGGCUCGAUCCGGUGGUCGCUGCCAAGGUUCACUUCACCAACUACAGAGCCGGGCUUGAGGAAUUCAUCCAUGCGAAUCAGCUCAUUAAGGACCUUGAGGGCGACGAAGACUGGAAAUAUGAGUUUGAUGAGCCUACUGAAGGGGAAAAUGUUUUAAUGAAAGAUGUCCAGACCAGAGAUCGUCUGCUCAAAGAGCGAGAGGCCUUAUACGCGCACUAUGAGGCUGCAACUCGACGUUGGAUACAUCAUCCUGCUGGAGAAGAGGCUCAAACUGUUAAGGCAGAAAGGGAGGAGAUUGCGGCAAAGCUCAGAGAUGGUUACUGGAAACUAGACCCAUAUGUGCGAGCCCGGUCACUGUAUGAUAGGCAGGGUAUUAUCCGCCCGGGUGGUGAUGUGAACUGGUACCGCUACCAAACGAUGGAUUGCAAACCUGUUUCUUCCACUGAAGGCAACUCUGUUGUUGGUGAGACGAAUAGGGCAGCCAAUUGA